AACCCCAGGAGCCGUCGCGCCCACGCUUCUCCCUCCCCUCUGGAGUCGGAGUGCUGUUUUUGUUGUUGGUGAAAGGUGAGGGAACAGCUGAUCCGUCUGUGGGGAGAGCAUCUGUCUUGAGGGGAAGAUGGAAGAAUCAUCACUAAGCCGGGCACCAUCCCGGGGUGGAGUCAACUUUCUGAAUGUAGCCCGGACCUACAUCCCCAAUACCAAGGUGGAAUGUCACUACACGCUUCCCCCAGGCACCAUGCCUAGUGCCAGUGACUGGAUUGGCAUCUUUAAGGUGGAAGCUGCCUGUGUUCGGGAUUACCACACGUUUGUGUGGUCUUCAGUGCCUGAAAGUACAACGGAUGGUUCCCCCAUCCAUGCCAGUGUCCAGUUCCAAGCCAGCUACCUGCCCAAACCGGGAGCCCAGCUCUACCAAUUCCGCUAUGUGAACCGCCAGGGCCGGGUGUGUGGACAGAGCCCCCCUUUCCAGUUCCGAGAGCCAAGGCCCAUGGAUGAACUCGUGACCCUGGAGGAGGCUGAUGGUGGCUCUGACAUUCUGCUGGUUGUCCCCAAGGCAACUGUACUGCAGAACCAACUGGAUGAGAGCCAGCAAGAACGGAAUGACCUGAUGCAGCUGAAGCUACAGCUGGAGGGACAGGUGACAGAACUGAGGAGCCACGUGCAGGAGCUUGAGACGGCUCUGGCAACUGCCAGGCAGGAACAUGCAGAGCUGAUGGAGCAGUACAAGGGAAUUUCCCGGUCCCAUGGGGAGCUCACAGAAGAGAGGGACAUCCUGAGCCGGCAACAGGGAGACCACGUGGCCCGCAUCCUAGAACUGGAGGAUGACAUCCAGACCAUCAGUGAGAAAGUGCUGACAAAAGAAGUGGAGCUGGACAGGGUUAGAGACACAGUGAAGGCCUUGACUCGGGAACAAGAGAAGCUCCUUGGGCAACUGCAGGAAGUACAAGCAGACAAGGAACAAAGCCAGACUGAGCUCCAGCUGGCACAGCAGGAGAACCGUCACUUAAAUUUGGAGCUGCAGGAGGCCAAGGGCCGGCAAGAGGAGCUGGGGGCUCAGGUCCAGCGACUGAAGGACAAGGUGGCCCAGAUGAAGGACACACUAGGCCAAACCCAGCAGCGGGUGGUUGAACUGGAGCCCCUCAAGGAGCAACUUCGAGGGGCCCAGGAGCUUGCAGCCUCAAGCCAGCAGAAAGCUGCCCUUCUUGGGGAAGAGUUGGCCAGCGCGGCAGGAGCGAGGGACCGCACCAUAGCCGAGCUGCACCGCAGCCGCCUGGAAGUGGCUGAGGUCAACGGCAGACUGGCUGAGCUCAGCUUGCACUUGAAGGAGGAAAAAUGCCAGUGGAGCAGGGAAAGGACAGGACUGCUCCAGAGUGUGGAGGCAGAGAAGGACAAGAUCCUAAAGCUGAGUGCAGAGAUACUUCGAUUGGAGAAGGCCGUUCAGGAGGAGAGGACCCAGAAUCAAGUGUUCAAGACUGAAUUGGCCCGGGAAAAGGAUUCCAGCCUGGUGCAGUUGUCAGAGAGUAAGCGGGAGCUGACCGAGCUGCGGUCAGCCCUGCGUGUGCUCCAGAAGGAAAAGGAGCAGCUACAGGAGGAGAAGCAGGAAUUGCUAGAGUACAUGAGAAAGCUGGAGGCCCGCCUGGAGAAGGUGGCAGAUGAGAAAUGGAAUGAUGCUGCCACAGAGGAUGAAGAGGCCACUGCAGGGCUGAGCUGCCCGGCAGCUCUGACAGACUCAGAGGAUGAGUCCCCAGAAGAUUCAAGGCUCCCUCCCUAUGGCCUGUGUGAGCAUGGGGAUCCCAGCUCUCCUGCUGGGCCACGAGAGGCUUCUGCCCUGGUUGUCAUCAGCCAGCCAGCUCCCAUUGCUCCCCAUCUCUCAGGGCCUGCAGAGGACAGUAGCUCCGGCUCGGAGGCUGAAGAUGAGAAAUCAGUCCUGAUGGCAGCUGUGCAGAGAGGAGGUGAAGAGGCCAGCUUGCUGCUUCCUGAACUAGGCAGUGCCUUCUAUGACAUGGCCAGCAUCAUCCUCCACGGAGCCCAAAUUGCCCUGCAUCCCCUUUCUUCUGUCCCUAUCCCCUCCCCAGCCAUCAGUGGCUUUGCAGUGGGUUCUGUGUCAGAGGCCAGCACUGGGGGCCCUGCCACCCCGCCAUGGAAGGAGUGUCCUAUCUGUAAGGAGCGCUUCCCUGCCGAGAGUGACAAAGAUGCCCUGGAGGACCACAUGGAUGGACACUUCUUUUUCAGUACCCAGGACCCCUUCACCUUUGAGUGAUUCUCUCCCCUCCCUAGCGCACACACAUGCACACUUACAUGCACACACACUCAUGCACAGAUGUACGCUAAAGUCUCAUGCCUAUACUCCACCACUCUGGACUCCACGAUAUUCUGUUUCCUAAGAACCACUUCUGUGUAGCCAGUUUCAUCCCAAGUACUCUAACUUCAUCCUCUCCUCCCUGGCUCUUUGUCCCAGGCAAGUGGCUGAAUUUGCUCCUGAAAGCAGUUUUGGAGGAGCCCCUCCCUAGUGGAAAUAGAGUCAUCCACUUUUAUCCCUGAUUGCUUCUGAUAUUCACACAGCCACCACGCACACACUCACACGCCCUCCUCUCUGAUGCCUGAAGCCAGUUCCUGGGGCACCCCGCCCUCUCUUGUUUGGGCUGGUGUUUUACCUGAGUUUUCUCUGGGUCCUGCAUAGAGGCAGCAUUGCGGACAUCGCAACCUCUUCAGGUCUCUCUUGGUUCCCAGCUUCAUUGGUUUCUCCUUCUGUCCCCCAUCGCCUUCUGCACCCCACCUCAACCUUUUCCAUUAGCCUUAGAUACUAAGUUUGGAGGUUUCUUUAGAGUUUUUAAGGAUUCCUGUACUCUGUCUCCUGCCACUGCCACCACCUCCUCCCCAAACCCCCAUAUCCUCACACGGAAAGAAAUAAUGUAUUUGUGCCUUCUGUGAGGGGUGGGGGGACCAGCGGUCCCAGGUGUCCCCGUUUCCCAGCCCCUCCUCCCUUUCUAGGUCCCCCCCACAGCAAUAAGAGCUUCCCCCAGAUACCCUUCCCCUCCGUCUGUAGUUCGGGCAAUAUAUUUAUAUGAUAUGUGUAA
Molecule: messenger RNA, 3086 nt
Organism: Tupaia belangeri chinensis (Chinese tree shrew)
Lineage: Eukaryota; Metazoa; Chordata; Mammalia; Scandentia; Tupaiidae
Gene: CALCOCO1
Product: calcium binding and coiled-coil domain 1
Exons: 16
Coding region: 128-2269 (713 amino acids)
Biological process (GO): positive regulation of transcription by RNA polymerase II
Molecular function (GO): transcription coactivator activity
Source: RefSeq, a predicted model, not a curated record